This is a messenger RNA of Andrographis paniculata, 965 nucleotides long. RefSeq lists its product as uncharacterized. The record is from RefSeq and is a predicted model, not a curated record. Gene Ontology annotation, cellular component: mitochondrion. Bases 79 to 642 code for a protein of 187 amino acids. The transcript is spliced from 5 exons. Lineage: Eukaryota; Viridiplantae; Streptophyta; Magnoliopsida; Lamiales; Acanthaceae.
AUCCUUUUAACUAGACUCGUUUUUGCCAUAGCCAUCGUUUCUCUUCUUCUUUUUUGGUUUCAAUCAUUUUUCUUGACAAUGGAAGUGCCUGAAAGGCGAGACGAUACGGCGAGUAUUGGGACUGAAAGGAUGGCUGGAACUGUUAGUUGGGGCACGGCAACGGUCAUUGGAGUAUUUGCUGGAAUGUUAUAUGGAGGUAGCAAGGAGGCCUCUGCUUCUGUUAGCAAAGAUGCCGAGGUAAUGCUGAAGCUUGGAAGCACUCCUGAUAAGCGUGAACAAUAUCGACUUAUGAGAGAUGCAAUGGAGAAAAGGUUUAUUCGAGUUACUCGUGGUUCAAUUGUUGGCGGAGUUCGUCUUGGGAUGUUUACUGCUGCCUUUUGUGGUUUGCAAGACAUACUUGCUGAGAAGCGAGGUGUAUAUGAUUUGUAUAAUGUGGUUGGAGCAGGUUCUGCCACGGCUGCUACAUUUGGUUUAAUAUUGCCUGGUUCACUUCGUUGGCGCCUGAGAAAUGCGAUGUUGGGCUCGGUAUUAGGUGCUGCAAUCUGCUUACCUCUAGGGUGGAUUCAGCUGAAGCUUGUAGAGAAAGCAAAUGAAGGGAAUUUGUCUACUGCCAAAGUUCGUGAUACUGCCCAUGGGCCAUGAGAAGAGCAAUAUUGGCCCUGCAGCUGAGCUGAGAAGCUUCAACGGAACUUAAAAAAAUAGGACAUAGGUGAUAGCACUGUAAUGGCAACGAUAUUUUACAUCAAUAUUGAAGCACUUCAUGCAUGUGGAUAAUGUUUUCCAUUUGCACGGGGGUGGUUUUGACAUAUUUCAGAUUCUCAUUUUUUGGCAGAUCAUGGUAGAUAAGCUAUUUCAUUGAUUUCACCCAACUUGAUAAAGUAGGAUCAUGAUAUGUUGUAUUUUGGGACCUUUGCACGACUUUCUAACGACUGAUGAAAUUUUUGCUGUUAUAUUUUUCAUUUUAA